AGCGUGACACUGGUAUCAAGCGAAAGGCUGCUGUCAUUGUCGACAACAUGUGCAAGCUGGUCGACGACCCCAACAUUGUCGCUCCUUUCUUGCCCAAGAUGAUGCCUGGUCUCCAGAAGAACUACGACAACUUGGCUGAUCCCGAGGCUCGUGAGAAGACCAAGCAGGCUCUUGACACCCUCACCCGUGUCGGUAACAUCAAGGAUGGCGUCAUCCCCGAGGCCCGCCUGGACGGUGCUCUCAACGUUGUCGUCCCCAAGGUCGAGGCCGUCCUCAAGCCCAAGUUCGCCAACUACGUCGAGAAGAUGGGCCCUGUUGUCCAGUACAUCGCCGCCAUGGCCGGUCAGCUCGUCGAUGAGAAGGAGGCCGAGCUCGCCAUCUGGAACGAGAACCUCAAGCCCUACGUUGCUGUCAUCUCUGGCAUCGACAACGCCGAGUCUCUCGUUGAGGCUCUCCGCCGAGCCGCUCUUCCCAGCGCUGCUGCUGAGGCUGACAAGGAGGAGGACGAGGAGGAGGGUGAGGAUCUGUGCAACUGCACUUUCUCUCUCGCCUACGGUGCCAAGAUUCUUCUCAACCAGACCCAUCUCCGUCUCAAGCGUGGCCAGCGCUACGGUCUUUGCGGUCCCAACGGUUCCGGAAAGUCCACCCUCAUGCGCGCUAUCAACAACGAGCAGGUCGAGGGUUUCCCCAAGCAGGACGAAGUCAAGACUGUCUUCGUCGAGCACGACCUGGACUCUGCCGAUACUGAGAUGACCACCAUUGAGUGGACCAUGAAGAAGCUUGCCGAGGCUGGCGUCACCAACACUCAGGAUGAUGUCGAGAAGCAGCUUCUCGACUUCGGCUUCACCGAGAUGAUGAUCAAGGGUGAGAUCAGCGCCCUCUCUGGUGGAUGGAAGAUGAAGCUGGCCCUGUGCCGUGCCGUCUUCGAGGCCCCCGAUAUCCUGCUGCUCGAUGAGCCUACCAACCAUUUGGAUGUCAAGAACGUUAAGUGGCUCGAGGAGUACCUCCAGAACUCCCCUUGCACUUCCAUCAUCGUUUCUCACGACUCCGGCUUCCUCGACAACGUCUGCCAGCACAUUGUCCACUACGAGCGCUUCAAGCUCAAGCGCUACCGUGGUAACCUGAAGGCUUUCGUCGAGCGCUGCCCCUCUGCCAAGUCUUACUACGAGCUCGGCGCCUCCGAGAUGGAGUUCACCUUCCCUGAGCCCGGUUUCCUCGAGGGUGUCAAGACCAAGGCCAAGGCCAUCCUCCGUGCCACCAGAAUGUCCUUCCAGUACCCCGGUACCACCAAGCCCCAGAUCACCGACAUCUCCUUCCAGUGCUCGCUCGGCUCCCGUAUUGCCGUCAUUGGCCCCAACGGUGCUGGCAAGUCCACCCUGAUCAACGUCCUCACUGGUGAGCUCAUCCCUACCCAGGGUGAGAUCUACCAGCACGAGAACAUCCGUAUCGCCUACAUCAAGCAGCACGCUUUUGCCCAUAUCGAUCACCACCUGGACAAGACCCCCUCUGAGUACAUCCAGUGGCGAUUCCAGACUGGUGAGGAUCGUGAGACCAUGGACCGUGCCAACAAGAUCAUCACCGAGGCUGAUGAGAAGGCCAUGGACAAGGUCUUCCGCGUCGAGGGUUCCCAGCGUCGCGUCAUCGGCAUCAACAGCCGAAGAAAGUUCAAGAACAGCUACGAGUACGAGUGUUCAUUCGCCCUGGGUGAGAACAUUGGCAUGAAGAACGAGCGAUGGAUUCCCAUGAUGACCGCUGACAACGCCUGGUUGCCCCGUAACGAGCUCCUGGCCUCUCAUCAGAAGAUGGUUGCCGAUGUCGAUAUGAAGGAGGCCCUCGCCUCUGGUCAGUUCCGACCUCUGGUCCGAAAGGAGAUUGAGUCUCACUGCGCCAACUUCGGCCUCGACGCCGAGCUGGUCUCUCACUCUCGCAUGCGUGGUCUGUCUGGUGGCCAGCGUGUCAAGACCGUCCUCGCCGCUUGCUCUUGGCAGCGACCCCAUCUUAUCGUCCUUGACGAGCCCACCAACUACCUCGACCGUGACUCUCUCGGUGCCCUGUCCAAGGCCCUCAAGAAGUUCGAGGGUGGUGUCAUCAUCAUUACCCACUCUGCCGAGUUCACCAAGGACUUGACUGAGGAGGUCUGGGCCGUCGUUGACGGUCAGAUGACUCCCUCCGGCCACAACUGGGUCCAGGGCCAGGGUGCUGGUCCCCGUCUCAAGGGUGACGGCGAUGAUGAGGAGGAGAAGUUCGACGCCAUGGGCAACAAGAUUGUCUCCACCAAGAAGAAGGUCAAGCUGAGCUCUUCUGAGGCGCGAAAGAAGAAGAAGGAGCGUAUGGCUCGCCGCAAGCGUGGUGAGGAGGUGUUCAGCGAUGAGGAUGAUCUGUAAAGAAAUCAUUUUUCCAACGCCGAUACUCGACCAUGUUCUGACGACAAACUUCUUUUGAUGACCACAUACCAUAUUUCCUUUGUCUUGCGUUGAUCAAAAGUUAAGGGUGCGUCUUGGUAAUGGAUGGACUGCACACUUGGGCUCCCGAUAGAGAUGGGAUGCUCUGUUAGACUUACCACCUGGGGAAAAUGGAUGGAGGCUGUGUCUGGGAUUGGAGGAUUCCAGAUGUGUUGAUUCCUUGGCCUUAGGUGGACUUGGAAGUUGGCAAUAGAUAGAGCCAAAAUAGACUUGAUAAGAUCA
Messenger RNA from Ilyonectria robusta, 2684 nucleotides. Its product is annotated as elongation factor 3. The transcript has 2 exons. Gene Ontology annotation, molecular function: translation elongation factor activity; ATP hydrolysis activity; ATP binding. NCBI's taxonomy places the organism in Eukaryota, Fungi, Ascomycota, Sordariomycetes, Hypocreales, Nectriaceae. The record is from RefSeq and is a predicted model, not a curated record. Bases 48 to 2384 code for a protein of 778 amino acids.